UAUCGGCUCAACAAUUAUUUUACGAAUUAUAAAGAAGUAGUUUUUCUUACAAAUGUAGCUAUCGAGCUUGCAUAUAACAAGAAUGAUUUAACUGUAGGAGAUACUUCUGGAUUAAAUGGAUUGGAACAUGUAAUUGAAAAAAUAGUUAAUGAUACUUCAUCAUUUCUCGUUGAAGAUUAUUACGUGAAUUUCAACAAAAUUAAUUUUAUGAUCGCUGUACCGGAAAAAACGGAUAUUGUCUCUAAUAUAAGGGAAUUUGAUUACCAACACAAUUACUUAAAAUGCAUGCAUUACCAGUAUAUAAUGCAACUAGAAAUAAGACAUACAUUAAACAUUACUAUUCCUAAACCUGAAGCAGAUUUCGAAGCCUUAAAUUUGACAACCCUUGCAGAACAGAGAAGACGUCUUGUUAAACCAGCUUUGAAAAAUAUAUUCAAACGUUUGCUAGGAUCAAUGUAUAAUCAGUUUAUGAUGCAGCUAGAAAUAAGAGAUUUAUUAACUGAUGAAGUCCGAGAUUUGCAGGGCUUAAAUUUGACAACCCUUGCAGAACAGAGAAGAGUAACUGGAACAUCUUUAGAAAAUAAAAUCAGACGUGUACUAAAAACUGAUGUUCCUGAAAUCGUUAAAGACCAAAAUGGAUCUGUACUUGAUGUCUCUUUAUUACGGAUGUGCCGUUUGAUAGCAUUAUACAUAAGUACACAGUUUCCAACAUCAUACAUAAAAAAACUUCAGAUAGAUUUCAUUGAUGGUACUUGUAUUAUGGAUGAUGGAAUUACCAAAAAGAAAUACAAAAAAGUUAAUGGCAUAGUGUGGAAUAUAAGCCCAACUACUUAAGGAGCAGUUAAUUUAAUUUAUACCAGAAAUCAAUGGUAAAACUCUACUAAAAUUAUAUAAUACUAUUAUUUUUUUUUUUUUAAUAAUAUGUUCUUAUUGCACUACUAGCUGUCAAUUGAUUAAUUGUAAUUCCCAAUAAACCGUUUUACUCACGAUUAUGAUCACAUUUGUUGCUUA
Messenger RNA from Adelges cooleyi (spruce gall adelgid), 1011 nucleotides. RefSeq lists its product as uncharacterized. The transcript has 14 exons. The coding region runs from base 208 to 834 and encodes 208 amino acids. The record is from RefSeq and is a predicted model, not a curated record. Lineage: Eukaryota; Metazoa; Arthropoda; Insecta; Hemiptera; Adelgidae.